Molecule: messenger RNA, 2928 nt
Organism: Echinococcus granulosus
Lineage: Eukaryota; Metazoa; Platyhelminthes; Cestoda; Cyclophyllidea; Taeniidae
Product: PH and SEC7 domain-containing protein
Exons: 11
Coding region: 1-2928 (975 amino acids)
Biological process (GO): regulation of ARF protein signal transduction
Molecular function (GO): guanyl-nucleotide exchange factor activity
Source: RefSeq, a predicted model, not a curated record
AUGUUUGAACCGCCCGGACUGAACUGGACUGGCCUGACUCACGAACACAUGAAUGAAUAUCGGAUCUUCACGAUGGAAGUUCUUGUGUCGUUCAUCCGUGGUGUCACUUCACUGUUUGGCUAUACUAACAGAACACGAGAUUGGGACGAUUGGCUAAAAGUGCACUGCAGGGGAACUCAGCGAUUAAACAACGAUUGCAUCGAAAUUGGGACUUGUCUCUUCCGUCAUUACGAAAAUAUGGAGUGCAAAAAGCAAGAGGUGGGAGAUGCCUGCCACACUCUAGUCUGUGCACUAAUGCUAUUGAACACGGAUCUGCAUAGUCAGACUCCUUUCAUCCUCCUAAAUCGGAAAUGUAUGUCCUACAUUGAUUUCCCACUAAGAUGGCUAGUAACAAUGAUGACGGAGCUCCAUAGUGUUAGGUCAAUGACCAGUAGCUGUGAAGGUCAAUCGCAUACAUUCCUAUCUCACCUAAUCGUCUCUGCCUUUCAGAGUGUUACAAGGAAAAUGUCUUGCCAGGAGUUUGUGAGCAACCUAAUGGAACUGAACAACGGGGAGAACGGGUAUUCAGUCGAUGAACUAAAACGGCUCUACGAUGCAUUUAAGCAGGAGCCACUGAGGUGGCCUGUACGAAUAUCUACCCCAACUGGAUCCAAUUUUAGCGUGGAAAUGCCGACAUUCAACCUGAUGUACGGAGGUCCACCCAUGGGUCCAGUGUCUUCAAUGCUCUCAACAGGUCUGUACGGGUUCGGUAUGAAUGGUGCAACCACACCAAACGGGGUGGGAUUCGUUCCUCCCCCCGCCUCUGCCGUUGUUUCCUCCCCCAACUUGCCCGCCCCCUCCUCUGCCUCCAUCGGGAGCGGACUUUCAUCAGGUCAAUCCGCUCCGCCCUACUGGCAGACUGCGGAGCCCUCACUACUUGCCGCGUGGACUACCGCUGCUGGUAGUGGUGGUAGCGGUGGCGGCGCGGGUGGUGGUUAUCUUCGACAGGCUGUUUUCACUUCCCAAGCCGUUCUUGCGAACUCAUCCUCCGUUGGCGCUGCUAAUAACAACAAUAGCACAGAGAGUGGUGGCGAUUUGUUGAAACUGUUCACCAAUCCCUUCGCGGAUAUGCCAAAGGAUAUCUCUGCACGGGAGUACAUGCGCGGAUUCGUGAUGCGAAAGUGUGUAAUGGAAUCGUACGGUAAACGAACGGCAAUGGGCAAACGGGGCUGGAAGCUUUUCUACGCCCGCCUGCGUGACCUCAUGCUCUAUCUCUACAAGGACGCCGAGACCGCAGCUACGGCCACACGGACAGAGGAGAUGGUUCUGAGCUACAUGAAACAGGUCUACCGAUUUCAACUCCACUGCCAGCACCUCCGCUUCUACCACGAACAUCAACAGCGACUCCAAGCAUCUCUGACAUCGCCCGCCCCUCCUGUCAGCAAUCCCCCCAAAAGUGGCGACAGUUCGUCAUUCACUGAGAGCACCGAGUCUGCUUCAAAAAUGAAUGAUGAGAAGGUUGAGGUGGUGGAAGGCGUCGAAAACACUGACGAAGUAGUAGAAGGUAGGAAGAAGGGGGAGAUAAAUUCUGGACAAUCGCCUCCACCACCACUACAGACACCGAAAUCGAAUGGUGCUCCGACGAUGCCGAGUGUUCUGGAGCAACAGUUGGCAGCUGCGGCCUUCCAACUGCCACCCCCUCCACCACCGCCACCGCCACCAGAGGCUAUCAUCUGCAUCGCACACGCCUUCGCCUGCGUCGCAGAGGACUACGUGAAAAAGCCCAACGUCUUUCGUCUCAAAACCAAGGAUGGUUCGGAGUACCUCAUGCAGGUUAAUGAUGCAAAGGAGUUGGAGUACUGGGUGGAUAAGAUCAACUACGUUGCGGGUCUCCUUUCAGCCCCCUCUCUCCCCUCUGCUGUGGGCUCCGAUCAAACCUUUCAUCGACCCAUCCUACCCGCUGGGGUCACGCAUUUGGGACUGCAUGAGCAACUGGAGGGUCAUCAGAAGCUCAUUCUGGAGUUGGCAGGAGACUUGGCGGAGCUGAAACGGCGUCGAAUGUCAGCGCCGUCGCAGCCUAAUCUGACCUAUUUGUCUCGGGAGCCAUCGGCACCGUCACCGGCACCUUCGAGUAAGAGUGACUCGUCUGCAGUGACGGUGGUGUCGGAGAGUGAAGUGAAUCAACAGCUUCAGCAGCCACCCUCCUCCCAACUGUCCUACAUCCCCGACUCGGUGCUCAAGUCGCUCCAACCCUCCACUGCCGCCACUCUCCCGUCCUUCGCCACUCACCAACCGGAGCGCUCGCUCUCUUCGGCUUUCUCCACCGCCAGUCUUGGUCGUCGACGCAAGAAGAAUUUCAACGCUCUCCGUGGUGGCACUGGCAGCGAGCUUGCAGCCCAACGUGCUGAAUUGGAUGAACGUGUGGCUUUCCUAGAGUAUGAACUUGUUCGCUACAAGACCUAUUCGCACCUCCUUGAAGCUGAACUGACCCGUCUUCAGCGUCUACCUCCUCCACAGACCCAAUCCUCACCACAACCACCAUCAUCACUGCCUGUCUAUGGUGCGUCGCCACAAAUUCGCGGCUUCUGGCAGGUCUGUGGAUCUGCAGAUCUCCUCGAAGAGCCGUCUGGAAGUGAUGGUGGAGGAGGAGGGGGUCUCACAACGGUGGUGGCAGGUCUUCCACCUCCACCGAAACGAAGCUACGGUUCCUCUAUGGGAAUCAGUAGUAGUGGUGGGAUGAGACAGUCGCGAUCUCAUCGAAUGCAGUACCGACAGUAUCAAAUGCAGCGUCGUCAACAGCAGUUCUAUAGCCCUGGCCCAUCUCUCCUCACAUCUGCGACUGUUCAGAAUACGCACGCGGAGGAGGAGACAACGCCGACGACGGAGGCGGUGGAAAUUACGUCUCAGGGUCAGGAAAACUCGCUAACGGCCUUCUAUGAGGUGAUAUAA